AUGACAUACGUGCAAUCCCUGGCAAGCCAAACCAAUGGGGUAGUGCAUCCUGAAACUCUUGACAUUGGACAUCGUCUGGGAAAUGUCGGAUCAACGUUCAAUAUUUCAAUACUCUGUACAACGUUCAACAUUCAACAUUCAUGCGCUCGAAUUCGACUUGAGCAAGACAUACUGCGCCUUCGUCCUUGUGUACAUAUCGGAACCGACAAGCCAAGAGCACCAGAGAGGAUUAUAAUACUGCAUGAUGAAGCAGGCGCCGUUCCUUCUUUCUCUUCUCUGGUUGUUUCAUCUUCGCCCUUUGAUCCCGAAACAUACUCUGAACCGCGAAGUGAUAAAAUGCGCUGGUAUUUGAUCAUUGUCAUCUCUGCCCUCUGCGAAAUUGCAACUUGUCAACAAAUUUGGGAUAUCUGGCAGACGACCUGGAAUAGAAGCAACCUCUUCAAGUCCUUGAAUCCACGACCACCUCUUCAAUUCGUCGUUUCGGGUACAAUUGGCGACGCGCAUAUUGUGGUGAACGAUAACGUUACGUAUCAAACUGUGAUCGGGUUCGGAGGGUCGCUCACGGACUCAUCUGCUCUGCUUCUCAAGAACUUGAAGACAAAAAGUGCUACGAACUAUCAGAGCCUCAUCAACUAUCUUUUCAACGCUACAGAAGGCGCAAACGCAGCUGGCCUUAGCUACGUCCGGAUACCCAUGGGGGCAUCUGAUUUUUCCGCCUCGCAAUAUUCAUAUGAUGACGUUGUUGGGGACACCUGCCUCAAGGAAGUAGAUGUCGGGGUCACUCCCUCCUACGUGUUUGAGUGCGACCCCGGUCUCAACCGCAAUCUAGCGUUGAAGUUGCAUGUGGUGCCUUGGUCUCCUCCUGGCUGGAUGAAAGCGAGCAAUACAAUGAAUGGUGGGACUCUCAAGCCAACCAUGGUCAAUCUUUAUGCUACUUAUCUUCUCAAGGCACUACAAUCACUAAAGCGCAACGGGGUUGAGGUUUACGCCAUAUCUAUCCAAAAUGAGCCGCAGUAUUCCAAUCCAACAUACCCAACGUCGACUCUGACGGCAGUUCAGGAGGCGAGGGUAGGAAGCCUUCUCAAGAGCCUUCUGAAAGCUAAUGGCUUUCCUAACGUGAAGCUCAUCGAAUGCUCUGGGGUGUAUGGGAAAGAUUGGUGGAACGAUGCCAAGUGGUUCAUGCAUAACGUUUUCAUGGGUUCAAUUGAGAACAACGCGAAGACUGCGCUCAUGUGGAACAUUGCUCUGGACACCUCGGGCAAUCCAAAAUACCCAGGGACGGCGAGUUGUGGAGGUCCAGGUUGUCGCGGUAUCGUCACAAUCAAGACGGAUGGGUCCUGGAUUGUCAAUCAAGAGUUCUAUUCCAUGGCGCAAAUGUCAAAAGCGACAAUCUCCCGCGAUAUCGAAGGCCCAUCGGGUAGGAGGAUUAAAGUUGAAGUCAGCGGUUCUGCUUCUUGGGCUCUACGUGUGGUCGGUUUCGUCACUGGUCGAAUAAAGGCCGCCGAGUGGCUUCGCUACUCUCUCGUGGUCAUGAAUUGGAAUGAUAGUGUGGGCGGAUGGAAUCCUACCCCGGUUAAGACCACCAUCUGGUUCCGUGGAAUGCAGGCGACGUACACCUUUCCUGUAGGCGUCUCGACCCUUUGGUGGUACGCGGUCCCAUUGAAUGUGUCUCUCAAUGGGUUCGAGGUAAUCGCCGUGUCCGAUGGUGCUCAGGUCAAGCUCGAGUUCGUUGAUCCAGCUGGUCCGCCCUUCAAUGCUGCAUAG
Molecule: messenger RNA, 1764 nt
Organism: Cyclocybe aegerita
Lineage: Eukaryota; Fungi; Basidiomycota; Agaricomycetes; Agaricales; Hemipholiotaceae
Source: the annotation of a GenBank genome assembly